GUCAUCGAACAAUUCAGACGCAAUAGCACACAGCCACACAGUAUCUCAUAAACUAUAUGAAGAAAAAAAAUAUAUAUUCAUGCUAAUCGAGACACAUAUUUCUAUUGCGAUUCUAUUGGAAAAAGAUUUUAUUUAAUGAGAUUUUUUUUUAUUAAAUUAAGAACAAGCAAUUUCAUUAGCUUAAAGCAUUGACCAUAUAAAAAAGACAUACAAAAUUAACAAGAGAAAAAAAAUAUUUUUUUAUAUUGAGAGUGUUGAUUCAAUGUCGAUUGAUUUGUGAAAGUGAUUACGGGUAAUCAAAAAAAGUGAAGGUCUCCGCCAUCUUGGUUUUUGUCAUACGAAGAAACAGAGAAAGAAACUGUACAUUUUUUUUGUCUCAAGACCUAUUUAACUUCAUCAAAUGCCAUAAAUUCCAUUGAUUGUAUGGCUUGUAUUUGAAUGUGAAUGAAUAUUUCAUUAGGUCUAAAAUGCCACGCAUUGAUCCUGUGAAAUUAUUAUCUUGUAUUGGUGUACUUUUAUCGCCAAAUGGAGGAAUUCGUAGUGCGCCUGAAGUGAAAAGGCUUGCUGGAUUAAUGGCAAAAUAUUCAAAGAAACUCGUUUCAAAAUGUAUUUAUAUUCAAAUUCUGAAAUGUACGGAUACUGAACUAUUGGGACAAUUUAUGGACGUUGGUGGAUGGCCAUUGGUGCAUUCUUGGCUUGACGACGGAAUCAUUACGAAGAAUUGGCCAUUAGUGCAAGAAUUAUUGGAACUAUUACUUUUAUGCCCAGUCGACGUGCCGCGAUUACAGAGUAAUUCCGCACCCAAAAUGGUUAAAGGAUUGUCACGUGAAGAAGAGAAUGAAGGUGUGCGUAUAUUGGCAACGAGACUCGUUGAACAGUGGUUGAAGAUAGCACGUGGCGAAACUCCUAGUCAAAAUUCAAAUGUAUUUAAUAAAGAAAAUCUGCAAAAUGCUCAAACUCAAAUUAUUAAUAAGCCGGUUGAAAUGUUUAGUGAUCAGAGUUUAGACCAAGCAGGCAACAAUUUGAAUACUGUAAAACUUAGCUUGUGUGAGUCUCAAAUAAAUGAAAAUAUUAUUGAUGAUGAGGAUGAUGAUAUGACUGGUUGUGCGAAUGUUGAUGAGAGUGAUGGCAAUUUUGUUUUCAAAAUUACAAUGAAAGACGGAUUAGCUAAGAUAAGCGAUUCAUCACCGAAAAAGAAUGGCAACCAUGAUUACAGAGAAUCCGAUUCAGAAGAAUCACGUUCAUCGAAAUCGAUGCGCACCGACAAAACAAAAGACGAUAAAAGAUUAGAUGGCAAAGAGCGUGACAAGAGCAAAGAUCAUCACGAUAAACAUAAGAAAUCAAGUUCUUCUUCAUCGUCAUCACACCGAAGUUCGGGCGGUAGCAAAUCGUCAUCGUCCUCAAAACAUAGUAGUAGUUCUAGUGCAAAAUCGUCGAGUAGUAAAUCGCAUAAGAGCAGUUCGUCAUCAUCAAGCGGUCACAAAACCAGUUCAUCGUCAUCGAGCAGCAGCCGUGACAAACACAAAUCAUCAUCGAAAUCUUCUAGCUCUAGUUCAAGCAGUUCGAAAGAUAAAAAAUCGGAAUCGUCAAAGACACAAGCUGAAAAGGAUAAAGAUACAUUGGCGAAAAUUCAACCAAAAUCCCUUGAAAAGGUCGGAAAAAUCCCAAAGAAAACAAAUUCGUCAGAUGGAUCUACUGAUCCGGCGAAGAAAUCAAGUACCACUGAACCAUCAAGUGCAGCAUUGCCAAGCAAAAAGAAAUCCAUAUCGAUUGAAGUGCGUAAAGAUACGGAAAAUCGGCCAAAAACCGUUAAAACGUAUAAUUCUCAAUUCAGAAGUCAUGGUUUGGCCGAAGAAGCACCACCGCCACCAUCAAGGCGUGACCUAAAGAAACCAGCUACAGUGCCUACAAAUGGCAUCCCAGUCGUUCCAAAACGAUCUCUAUCGCCGACAAACACUGCCAAAGAAGCCGCCGAAAAGAAAAUCAAAUUAGCCACAUCGCCAAUCGUCGAAAAACCAGGAACCAUAAAACUAAUACCAGCAAAACCAAAACCAUCAGUUUUAGUCGAAUCUGAUAUGUUUAUGGAUGCGAUUUCAGCAGCAACGACAAAGAAAGAGGUGCGUAAACGUAAGCGAAUCCCAAGUGCAAAGGAUGCGGAAACAAGUUUCGAAAAAACGUCUGCAACAAAAGAUAGUAAAGAGUCGAUUAAAACAGUGACUGCCGCUCCAUUACGUUUCUAUCAGGACACACUGGAAGAAAGUGAGAACAAAGAGGUUUCACCAAAUAAUUCUGAAUCAAUCAAAAAAGAAGUCGACGGUUUGGUCACCCCUGAUGAUGACGAAGAAACAAAAGAGAAGAAAUCAAAAAUCGUCGACGAUGCAACGGAAGAACCACAAAGUGGUGAAAAUGCAGCAAGUGAAAAUAGAGAUUCACCCGAAGAACCAGAGGAAGAAAUUAAACGUGAGCCAGGACCUGGUUGCGGACCCAACGGUCCACCUGGUGUUUUAACAAUCCAUCGACGCAGAGGUCCAAAGAAAUCAUUGCGAUGGAAGCCACAAGAAUCACUCGAAGAAGUCCGAUACUUUGAAUUGGAUGAAACCGAACGAGUAAAUGUGACAAAAGCAUUUGUGGAUAUGAAACAAAUUGAACGUGUGAAUGAACGUGAAGCAUUUUUAAGUAGCCGAAAAGUGAACGCUGAUGAUGCAAUGACCGAGCAAAUGCAAUGGGUGCCAUUAAUUUUGGUUGAUGAUGUGCCCGAACAUGUGGUGAAGAGUAAAGAAUGUGAAGUUCAAGCUGAACGUGAAAAAACGUGCCUGAAAACAAUCUACUUUAAUCGAGCAAUGAUACCAGACAAUCCUGUCGAGCCCGACGUGGUUACAUUCCAAAAUGUUGAAGCACCCACCAUACCGUUGUUUGAUAUCACCGGAAAUACAGACACCAUACACGAUUACACAAAUAUGCCAUGGCCCGAACCAAAAGGAUCUCCACCGCAUCAAGCGUCCAACAAUCUUGAUGACAUGAAUGGCCUUGGCAUUGGAUUCAAUCAAUUUAAUCAACUAAAUUGGCCAGCACAAAACAAUAUGAUGAACAUUCGACCGCCACAAAUUGGCCUCAUUAUGCCACCAGAUGCAAUGAAUCAAAUAAAUCCAAUGAACAUGAAUCCAAUGCAUCCAUUUAAUGCACCAACCAUGACACCGAUCAUGGGACAAUUGCCACCCAAUAAUAUGGGUUUUAUGAAUAAUUUUGCACCGGGUAUGCCACCAAUGAUGAACGAUAAUCGUGGCAAUCGUGUUGGUGGCGCCGGCGGAAACAAUUGGUUUGGACCAGGCGGCGUGGGUGGUAAUAAUGGGCCCAACAAUAAUUGGCAAGCCAGUCAAAUGAAUAAUAAUAGCAAUCAACGUCAGAAUUGGAAUACGAAUCAGCGCCGAAUAUGUAAACAAUUCCAACGUGGCUUUUGUCGACAUGGAAAAAAUUGUAAAUUUUUACACCCAGGCGAAAAUUCGGGACAGAAAUUUUAGAUUAUUAUUUUUUUUGUUUCGCUUUUAUUUUAGUUUUAUUUAACAUUUAAGCAACACACAGAACCAAACGGCGGAAUAACAAAUUAUGUUGUAACCAUUAUAUGUUCGAUUGUACAUGAAUUUAAAUAUGUAUUCUAAAUUCUAUACACACAUGUUUUAGUUAGUUCAUGUUACAUUGUUACAAUAACGUAAAAUCAUUCUUUUAUAGACCCCAAACAUAAAUAGUUCUUAAGGCAUCUUAAUCUACAAGAUGGAAAUUAAAUUUUAAAUUGAUUAAAACCGAAU
Molecule: messenger RNA, 3803 nt
Organism: Contarinia nasturtii (swede midge)
Lineage: Eukaryota; Metazoa; Arthropoda; Insecta; Diptera; Cecidomyiidae
Gene: PNUTS
Product: serine/threonine-protein phosphatase 1 regulatory subunit 10
Exons: 5
Coding region: 468-3518 (1016 amino acids)
Molecular function (GO): metal ion binding
Source: RefSeq, a predicted model, not a curated record